GAUCGCGAUGUUGCCCUUUAUGAGGGUUAGCUCGGCCAUGCUUCGUCGUGAGUGGAAGGUGGCUGCGCUGCAAAAACCAUCGUAGUCCGCUCUGAAUUUCGGCCAUCAUUCGUGCACGGAAGCCGCUCCGCUAGAAAGAAGGACUUCGCCGACAGCAGGACCUUGGACAAUCUCCGUUUCCCGAACGCGUGUGCGACGGAAAUGCAGCCGCAGAUAUUCAACCACGAGGCUCAUCGAGGCGGCAAGCACUCAAGCAGCUGCGACCGCUACGAGGAAAGCCAUAGCAAUAGCUUCAACCGAACCGUCGACUGUGGGAACAGGCCUUACAUUGAUCGAUUCCCUGCGCCCUUCCGUGGUUCAAGGACACCGUUUGGAUUCGGGAGCUGGGGUUGCGGCGCGCCCUUUCGCGGCGGUGGGCCGUCGUUGUUCAGUGCACCAUUUUUAGGCAGGCCUCCUCCACUGUGCGUUCCUCCACCGUGCGCUCCUCGUGGCCGUCCACCAUACUCCUUCACACCUCAGCGCUUACAGUCUCCACCGCCACCAUACUUCGGGCGUGCAGGCUAUCGGGGAAGCUGUGGCGGAUUCAAUUCCUCGCAAUGCUAUCAAAGCCCGAUGGCCAACUCGAACGGCCCCCAUGUGGAGCGCUGUGCAUCUCCUCAAGGUGGUGGCUCCAAGUUGACUUCUCCGCUGGCAAAGACACGGGAUGAACUACUGCAUCAGGAUGAAAACCACACUGCCCCCAUGAAGCACAAGAUUUCGGCAGUCGGUACAAAGCAUUUACCCGAAAGAUGUACAGAGAGUGACGUUUGUAAGCUCAAGCACACAUUGACCAGUCCUACAUGGCCGUCUGCAAGCGGCAAUGGAAGCCUCGCCAAACGAAUGAAGGUUCAUGACUCGAAGAAUGCAGCCAGAGUGCACGUGUGCAGUGAUCUUAGUUCCGGACAUGCUUCUACAAGCAGAAGAAAAACUCUCGAUGGCAAUACAGCUCACAUACAGGUUGAUUUCAGGGGUAGUGGUGAAACUGGCGACAAGCCCAAUUAUUGUAUGAACUCUGUUGCUAAGACAUCUGUUCCGUGCACUCAGGCUAGGGCUAAGGAGCUAGCAAAAGGACCACCUGCAACAGCCGAAGCGAGCCUUCAUGAUCGGCAUUGUGAUACUAGAGGAAAAAAUUCAAACCUUUGUUCACCUACCCACUCAGCUGAUUCCCAGAAGUGCACUUCAAAAGUGUAUGCUGCUUACAUUCAUGACGUAAGCCCGGAUAGUACCACAUACCCAUGCCCUAAGCUAUUACGCAAAGAAAGUAUCGGAUAUAUUAGCAGUAGCAUUGGUGCUGCUCUAUCUUUACCCCAAGUCGCGUCCACUUCAUCUGGCAUUGCUUGCAAAGAAGGUCCUGUCACUGUGAAUUUGCUUCGUUCAGCGACAAAAAAUUAUGUUUGCACUAAAUGCCUUGGUGAAGAUGCCCAUAGAGAGUCCUUGCACUGCAGUGCUAACCUCUGCUCAGGAACUUUCUCUACUUCUCGGGAUGACUUGCGUGAUGUCGUGGUGCCAGUCCUCAGUACCCUUCACGAUCAGAUCGGUGAGGAAACUGAAACUCACAUUGACAAUUCUUGCACACCACAGCAACCUUCUACUGACGUUGCAACAGAAUUUAUACUAAAUCCACUGGCCUCAUUCCUUGAGUCGGGGGGAAGUGGUAUUGCUGCAGUUCAGAAGUGGCUCGCGGUCACUUCUCCUUGUAUUAAUAGCAGAGACUAUGGCGCAGAAUGUCAAGAGAAAGAUUUUCAAAGAGAUGGUGCUUAUGCUACUGAAGAACCUCAGCAUAGUUUCGAUUUUAACAGUGCUUAUGCUCUUAAAAAACCCGAACACGAAAAUGUAUCUUUAAAACCGUCUGCUUUGUUGCGAGACGUUGUUAACUGUCAAAUGCCUGCAAUGUCAACAACUACUCGUCCUAUCUUGCUGCAAAAAAAGACUGGCUGUACAAUGUCUGCAGCUUCUGAUCGUACUGGCAAGAUUGAUAGCGACCAAGAAACUGCAUCAUUUAUAUCAACAGAAUCGGAAGAUGAGGACUGUGUAAUUGUGAACUGUGAGAACUUUACCCAUCCGCCAUGUAGAUUCCAACAAUGCAAUGACACGGCAAAUCCUAGGAGCUUGUCAUGCCCAUCAGGGUCUAGGCUUGGCUCAGCGCAUACCCCGAGGCCCCCAUCGCAAGCUAGUUUUGCUAUGUCUUUAGAGGAUGUCUUGUUUGAACUUGACUCAUACACAGCACUUUGUGUUCUAGAUAUUUGCGAAGACCCGGUUGCAAAGAAGCAAGUGUACACUUUAUAUUUAAAAGGGAUGCGCACAAAUGCAAAGACAGCCUAUACUGAAAAGAUGAAAAAGAUUGCCUGUGCUGCAGUUGAAAGAAAGCGUCAGGUAUGGAAAUGUUCAACAGGUGUGCUUCGGAAACUGGCGAAGCUGCGCUGGACAUUUCCUCAGGUAGGCUCAGUACCAAGAAUAAGAGAGCUUUAUGACUUUCAAAAGCAUUAAACAAUGGGACUAUACUAUAGCUACCAUAUCAGCAGCAGUGAGGUGUAUUACUGCAGCUGUACGUUGCGCCAGUAGUGCUUCUAUGUUAACAUGCCGUAUUUACCUUUUAGUGUUUGUUAGGCUUUGUUCCAGCCAGUAGCUGCUGCUUUCAUUUUCAUGCUUUUUUUCAGCCCUAUCAUAUGCAAUUUGUAAUGGUUAUGUGGACGCUGGAAUGCCCGACUGUAUGAUGCAACUAACUUGGGCAGUUGUUUCUACUACAACGUAGCCUUGCUCUUCAUCUUUAUCUACUUGCCUUUCAAUGCUCAACAUUGUAGCUUGUAAUAAGAUGUACAGCAUUAUAUACUGCAAUACAAUGAAUGCUGUGCACCACGAACUGUUAUGCUAAACUAUGGGAUAAUUUAAGCAGUGAGUUGCAACGACACCUUACAUCUGACAAAAAUAAGUAUGUUAUCCAAGACUGGUCGGGUUUGUGAUGAAAGGCUUGUCUAGUCGGCUAUGUAUGUGUGCCUCCUUCAAUCACGCCAAAGCAUUUUUCUGCACUUUUCCGAGACUCGGUAGGGAGCUAGCUAUCUUGCCAAUAAAGGUUCUGUUAAGUCAACGUGUGUUCUUGCAGAAGCCGUAAGUUGAGCUGUUACCUUUGCAUUUUUACCCUGUGACACUCGGGACAUUGAUGUUCGAUUUUCGUGCAAAGAGCACCUCUUCUUUGGGCUGCUGUUAUCACAGCAUUGUGCAACAAAAGUUCAGACAUGAAAGCAUAGUUUGUGAUUUGACAUCGAAAGUAAGGUGUUACAGGCUGAAAUAGAUGGGUCAAGCUAAGCAUUGUGCCACUUGAUUUGUUUAAACCAUCAAAUAUGAAAUGCCAUUCCACAUCAAGGAAAAUCGUAACUUGUUCACACCCUUUAUUUCUGGCCAUAAAGAGUAUUUCUACGAAAACAUUUUUAUCCAGUAAUUGGUUCACUGAACGGUCUGCAACUGGAAACUCGCUCCAGCAAAUAAAAAUAAAUCCUCUACUUCUGGUGUUAACCUUCCUGCACUUAAGUCAUAAUGUUGAUUUACCGAACAUGGCAUAACCAACAUUUUACAUUGGGCUUCCAGGGGUAAAUGCCUGUAAUUAGAGGUGUGGGCGCAUACAGGGCCAUAUGCCAUUGUGCAGAAAAUGAACACUGCAUACGGAAAUGUCCUGUGCCCAAUGCUAAGAGUGGAUGGUAUGGCUGCAUCAUUCAACAUUACCAAGUCUGAAACAAUAGUGCCAUUUCUUUCAGUUUACAUUUUCAUAAUGCACAUUGCAAGGCUUCAGAGACUACGACAGAUUCUAUGUGGCAGCAGACUAGUUGGCUACCCGGGCAAGUGUCGUUUCACUACUAAGGACUGCUGGCUUUUGGCAGUACGCUAAUUGAGUUCUACUUCCACAAUGAGACAUUGCACGUCGUGCAAAUUCAGUGCAGCUGAAAGCAAAUUCAUAUGUUAGUGAUACUGCAUCACUAAUAAAGCAGAACAAGUGAUGUACAUUUCGACAGCCAGUUUGGGCAUACGCUGCAUGCUUGUGCAAGCAUUCCUGUAAACCUCUUCAACAUUUGUCUGUUCUUGGAACUUACUUUGGGCUUCUUUUUAUAAACAUAUCUGUAAUGCCCAACUGUGUUCAUUAAAAAAAUUUCUGCCGA
Dermacentor andersoni is the source of this 4187-nucleotide messenger RNA. The record is from RefSeq and is a predicted model, not a curated record. Lineage: Eukaryota; Metazoa; Arthropoda; Arachnida; Ixodida; Ixodidae.